AUGGGAAACGGUAUUGGAAAAUUAAAGUUUUGUUUUGCAGGAGAUGUUGGAGAAAUAUCCAAAAGACGCCAUGAUAUUGGCGUAGACUUAAUUGAUAGUCUUGAUAAAGGAUUAGGCCAUUCAUUUUGUUAUAUAUUGCAUGAUUCAUCAUCUAAGAAUCAACAUUUUCUAGAAGAUUCUUCUUCUUCCGCUACUACUACCAUCUCCAGUAACAGCAGCAGCACCAGCCAAACAACGGCGUUUCGUACUAUUUCCGGUGCUUCUAUCUCCGCCAACACCUCUACUACGCCGCUGUCCACCUCCCUCGUCGACGUUUCAAAUACUUACAUUGAGAAGUCGUCGGCUUUUGAGAGCUCUCAGUGGUUUUCUUCUUUUCCUCUUCAGCCAAUUCCCCGGAGAUCAAUCCACUCUAUAUGUUCGGGCCCGAUUCCCCGAAUUUCUAACUCAGGCUCGGGCCCGAUCGAGAGGGGAUUCCUUUCCGGCCCGAUGGAGCGGAGUUUUACUUCUGGCCCGUUGGAGAAUCAGUAUGAUCAGCAGCUACAGAGGUACAAACCUGAGUCUAGUAAAUGGGAUAUAGUUAGGAAUUUAAAGAAAGUUUUGUCAAUGAAUUUGGUUGAGAAGAAGAAUAAUGGAUCUUUGAACAGUUUGUAUGAAGAUGAUGAGAAUAAUGGAUCAUUUCGAAGUCGAAAUGUGCAAUGGGCUCAGGGAAAAGCAGGGGAAGACAGAGUACAUGUAGUGAUUUCUGAGGAAUAUGGAUGGGUAUUUGUUGGGAUUUAUGAUGGUUUUAAUGGACCUGAUGCUACUGAUUUUUUAUUGAAAAAUCUUUAUUCGAAUGUAUUCAAAGAACUCAAGGGAUUGCUAUGGAAUGACAAGUUAGAAUCCUCCGAAAAUCUCAUGUGCAACGAGACAGUUAUCGUUCAAAAUCAAGAAUUUGAUCAAUCAAAGAUAGCAGGUAUUGAUCAUUUAGAUGUGUUGAAUGCGUUAUCUGAGGCGUUGAGGAGAGCUGAGGCAUCAUAUUUGGAGAUAACGGACACGAUGGUGAAUGAAAACCCCGAGUUAGCCUUAAUGGGAUCAUGUGUUCUAGUGAUGUUGAUGAAAGGCAAUGAUGUUUAUUUGAUGAAUGUUGGAGAUAGCAGAGCAGUUUUGGCUCAAAAUCCUGAACCUGAUCGUUCCAUUGGUAACUUGGGACAGAUAAAUGAGGGAAGUCGAAAUAGCAUUGAUACACUCUACAGAGUUGUAUCAGACAGAAAACACAGUCUUAGUUCUUGUCAACUCACUAUGGACCAUAGCACAUCUGUUAAAGAGGAAGUUCUUAGGAUUAGAAGUGAGCAUCCUAGUGAUACGUCUGCUAUUAAAAAUGAUAGAGUGAAAGGUUCUUUGAACGUCACUCGAGCUUUUGGUGCAGGCUUUCUUAAACAGCCUAAAUGGAACAAUGGACUUCUAGGGGUCUUCAGAAUAGACUACGUUGGAAAUUCACCGUAUAUCAAUUGUAUACCAUCAUUAUACCACCAUAGACUUGGCCCAAGAGACAGAUUUCUGAUCUUAUCAUCUGAUGGACUUUAUCAAUACUUCACAAAUGAAGAAGCAGUCUCUGAAGUUGAGACUUUCAUGUCUAUAUUCCCCGAGGGAGAUCCCGCGCAACAUCUUGUUGAAGAAGUGUUAUUUAGAGCUGCAAAGAAAGCUGGCAUGGACUUCCACGAGUUGCUUGAUAUACCACAAGGAGAUCGUAGGAAGUACCACGAUGAUGUCUCAAUCAUCAUCAUAUCAUUCGAAGGUAGGAUAUGGAGAUCAUCCGUGUAAAUCAACCGUAUAAAGGAAGCCUUUUGUGUUGGGAUAUUGUAAGUGACAGACUGGCCUUACUACAAC
Molecule: messenger RNA, 1866 nt
Organism: Solanum verrucosum
Lineage: Eukaryota; Viridiplantae; Streptophyta; Magnoliopsida; Solanales; Solanaceae
Product: probable protein phosphatase 2C 4
Exons: 4
Coding region: 1-1800 (599 amino acids)
Biological process (GO): protein dephosphorylation
Molecular function (GO): protein serine/threonine phosphatase activity
Source: RefSeq, a predicted model, not a curated record